Molecule: messenger RNA, 968 nt
Organism: Perkinsus marinus ATCC 50983
Lineage: Eukaryota; Perkinsozoa; Perkinsida; Perkinsidae
Exons: 1
Biological process (GO): transmembrane transport
Cellular component (GO): membrane
Molecular function (GO): transmembrane transporter activity
Source: RefSeq, a predicted model, not a curated record
CUUUCAAUGCUGUACUGUAUGCAACGCCGCUCCUGGGAAGUAUCCUGGCUGACACCUUGACCGGCGUCAACUUCACUAUCCUGGGCUUCUCAAUCCUCUAUAUGCUGGGUUCAGUUAUUCUCACUCUUUCAUCUGUUCGAUCAACCAGCGAGCCUUGGAUGGUACAGCUCCCUCUGUUGGGGCUCAUCACGGUCGAUGCUGGUGGUAUCAAAAGCUGUGUUAAUGUUAUGGGUGCGCAGCAAAUGCACCCGUAUGAACAUAAAGAGUUGAUCACCAGGUUUUUCACUUAUUUUUACGCCUCUAUCAAUUUGGGUGCCGUUAUUGAUGUAAUCGUCACGCCAGCUUUGCUGCAGCAAGUUGGUUUCACUGCCAGCUUUGUUUUCCCGUUAGCCUUUCUCGUAGUGGCUACUAUAGUAUUAGUCCUGGGCGAUUUUAUGAAUCGCUAUGUUAAAGCCAAGCCGCAGGGCUUUGCUGUGUUAGAGGUGUGUAAGGUUACAGCUUUCUCCAUUGCUCGGUGCUCCAUGGAUAAAAACAAGGAAAGCAAGGGAGGGAGAUCCAAGGAUGAUUUCAUCGAAUACACCAAAGUAUUCUUUUAUUUACUGCCAUUGUUCGUCGUUCUCAUCAUCCCUUUCAACAUGGCAUACAAUAACAUGACUACUGCAUUUCGUACGCAAGGACUCAAGAUGGACCGCAACACUUUCGGUUGGAAUAUGCCAGCAGCUUUGAUGCAAAUCGUGGAUCCUAUAGCAGUCGUGGUGAUCUCUGUUUUGGUGGACAGAGUUCUCUAUCCCUGGCUACGUAAACACGGCAGGAUGCCACGAGUGUUGGUGCGAUUUUGUAUUGGCUCAGUGCUGGGGGCGUUGGCCCUGAUUUCUGCUCUUAUUGUGGAGUAUGUCGUUAUGGCCUCUAUGGUUCACCAUCUCUAUCUGGUGGCAGGUCCCUCAGUUGUCCCUGAUAGCCGCAGGUGA